This is a messenger RNA of Aspergillus thermomutatus, 2310 nucleotides long. RefSeq lists its product as uncharacterized. The transcript has 4 exons. Gene Ontology annotation, molecular function: acetyl-CoA C-acyltransferase activity. Gene Ontology annotation, biological process: fatty acid beta-oxidation; phenylacetate catabolic process. Gene Ontology annotation, cellular component: peroxisome; mitochondrion. The record is from RefSeq and is a predicted model, not a curated record. The coding region runs from base 1 to 2310 and encodes 769 amino acids. Lineage: Eukaryota; Fungi; Ascomycota; Eurotiomycetes; Eurotiales; Aspergillaceae.
AUGGCCUCUCCUGUGCCCCGAGGCCUUCGCCAGGUCCUCCAGAAGUCCCCUUCAGAUAUCGUCAUUCUCUCCGCCCUUCGUACACCAGUGACUCGCGCGAAGAAGGGUGGAUUCAAGGAUGCUUAUCCCGAAGAGCUUCUCACCCACGUGCUCAAGGCGACUCUUAGGGCGAACCCGAACCUUGACCCAGCUUUGAUUGACGAUGUCGCUAUCGGCUCCGUCCUCCAGGAAUUGGGCGGUGCCAAAGCAGGGCGCAUGGCUCAGAUCCACGCCGGCUUCCCCCACUCGGUGCCUUUCCACACAAUCAACAGACAAUGCUCGUCCGGCCUGGCCGCUAUUACAGCCAUUGGUAAUGGAAUUCGGGCAGGUGCACUGAACGUCGGCGUUGGUGGUGGUAUGGAGUCUAUGACCCGGAACUACGGAUCCCGUGCUAUCCCGACAGUAUUAUGGCCUGAAUUGAAAGAGUCGCCAUCCAAGGAUGCUAGAGAUUGCAUCAUGCCCAUGGGAAUUACUUCUGAGAACGUCGCCGCCCGGUACGGUAUCUCGAGGGCAGACCAGGAUGCAUUCGCGGCCGAGUCACACAAGAAGGCUACAGCUGCCCAAAAUGCUGGCCUGUUUGACACCGAAAUCGUGCCUGUCAAGACCCUUUCUUUUGACCCUGAGAAUCCCGAUGCUGCCCCCAAGGAAAUCACCGUGACAAAAGACGACGGUAUCCGUCACAACAUUUCUGCUGAGAAGAUGGCAACUCUGAAGCCUGCCUUCAAGGCAGAUGGCACCAGCACCGCUGGAAACAGCUCGCAGGUCAGCGAUGGUGCCGCUGCUGCUUUGUUGAUGCGCCGUUCUACCGCUACGGAACUUGGCUUGACUGCUUCAAUCCAGGCUCGCUGGGUUGCCACAGCUGUGGCUGGAUGUGCUCCCGAUGAGAUGGGUGUGGGACCCGCGGUUGCCAUUCCCAAACUUCUUGAACUUGUCGGCAUGAAUGUUUCCGACGUCGGUAUCUGGGAGAUCAACGAGGCUUUCGCAUCGCAGGCUCUUUACUCUGUGCGCAAGCUUGGGAUUGACGAAGCCAAGGUUAACCCCAAGGGUGGUGCCAUCGCGAUUGGUCACCCCUUGGGUGCUACUGGUGCCAGGCAGCUCGCCACUUUGCUGCCUGAGCUCCAACGCACUGGCCAGGAUGUUGGUGUAGUCAGUAUGUGCAUUGGAACUGGCAUGGGUAUGGCGGGUAUACAGGAGGUGCGGCCGCGCCCCGUCCUUGUCCGUCAAUUCCUGCGAAAUGCCUCGAACGCAACACCUCUCACCGAACGAGUGCGCCGCAAGAUUUGGGGAACGGACAAUCCGCCAGGCUUAAAAGAUCCAUAUGGAGGCGAAGGUGUUCUCGAGCGGAAAUGGAAGAAUCAAUCUGGACAGCAGGAGGAAGAACCGGCUCGCGGGUCCACUGAAGCUCUGGAAACCCAGAGCGAGGAUGUCUUAUCUGGUGAUACCUACGAUCCAGCAACAACAUGGGAGGGUCUUCCUCGUAUUGGUCACCUGGGGAAGUGGUCAGACCUUCCCCCUACGGAGGCUGAUGCGUUCAACCCUUUUAUGCUCAAGAGGAAACUGACCAAGAAGGGCCACCUCCAUUUGGCAGCUCACCAAGCCGCAGUCGAACUCUGCCUGAUGCAUGCGCUGAAGAAGCCACUCACGAGGAUCUGCGACGUUGUGGAACACGAAAAGCCCGUUUUCAAGCUGAUCUGGCAGUGCAAGAUCGAGCCGAAAGCAGAGAGUCAAUGGGGCGAAUCUUUGAUCUAUCCGGACGGCGAGGCGAAGGAUGUUCUCGUUUACAUCUUCGAGCAGAUUGGUGGACGAGCUGAGACAACCGCCGCACCAGAGGUAGCCGAGGAAGAAGUGCAAGAGGACGCUGAGACAGCAGAAUAUGAGGAACCCGUCGAAGAGUCGACAUCGAAGGCCCACACCCCUCCAUUCUUCGGUUAUCGUAGUGUGCAGGAUAAGGGAUUCCUUUCUCUGUCAUUGAACGAUCCAGAAACAAAAUUUGCUUUCCUCAAGAGAUUGUCUCAAUUGAGCGGUCACUAUUUCCCUGAUCCUGUCAUGCAUUCGAUCUCCACAGUCAAGCAAGCAGUAGAAUACAUCGAGGGAGUCGUCCAUCCGAAGCCCACAAAGUUGGCCGAUCAAUUAGCCAACAACCCCGAGCUUCAGCACCUGCCCAACGUCAAGCUCUUUACUAAGCGCCAGACAGCUUUGCACAAGGAUGAGGAAUUGGGUCGGAAGAAGAUCAUUGAAUCUGAAUUUCGCGCAAGAGGCCUCAUUGAAUAA